Messenger RNA from Betta splendens (Siamese fighting fish), 1170 nucleotides. RefSeq lists its product as uncharacterized. The transcript is spliced from 7 exons. Bases 1 to 1167 code for a protein of 388 amino acids. The record is from RefSeq and is a predicted model, not a curated record. Lineage: Eukaryota; Metazoa; Chordata; Actinopteri; Anabantiformes; Osphronemidae.
AUGGUCCUGUUACUGGCUUUAGUUGUUAUUCUCUCGGGAGAACCAGCUCUGUGUCUGCAGGAAGAAGGAGCUUUCACUUUGGAUGGAGACAUCCGCCAGUUCGCCGUGACCACCGACACGGUUUACAUCGCCACAGAGGAGACGCUGUACCAGCUGAGCCACAGCCUGACACUGGUCCAGAGUCUGAGCCUGAGGGGGAUUUUAAAGGAGGGGAAAAGCGUGGAGGACGCGCAGUUUCACCGCGUUUCUGAGACGACUGAGCGGAACGCAACGUUUAAUGUCCACCGAGAGGAUCCAGGUGGGACCAUUAACCAUUGCAGGAACCAUGCAGUGUUGUCAGGUUACAACCUCAGUGAUGUGACCAGAGUGAGGCUUCAGAGAGACACGGCCUGUGCUGCACAAGAGUCUCCUGUGUGGAACAACACUGGUGUGAAUCUGACGUUCCACAUUCCAAGUACAGAUUAUAAAGGUGUGGUCAGUGUGUGUGUCGUUCUGCCAGAUGGCAGUUGCCAUGGCAACUACGGCAUCUCCUACCAGUCAUCACCGACCUGUAUCAGAACUGAACCAAACAGCGCCUGGUUCAGUGGUAAGAGAACUAUCACACUCAUCGGCUCCCACCGAGAGUUUGUGGAAGGGGUCAUUCACAGCCACAACCCACAAGACGUCACACUACCCAGAAGCAGCAAAUCUGGGAAUCUAACCUUUGAAACAAAUGCAGCAAAAAGCACCCAGCAAUCCCUUUUCAGCUCUGUGUCUCUGAAAGUAGCCAAUGAGACCUUGGUUUGUUCCACAAGCUUCAAAUACCACCCAGACCCUGAGUUCAUCACCUUUAAAUCCCUCACAACAAUGGGCUACGUGCUCAUCAUCGUAGAGAAGAAGAAGGAUGAGCUGGAGGUGACGACAGCAGAGUUGUCAGUGUGGGGCGUUCACGGUGGAAAACAGCACCCCUGCGUCAUGACUGGCAAAGAAACCAGUAACAAGAUGGAGUUUUUCCACUGUCACAUUAAGAACAUCCCUGAUGCUACAUUUCAGGAGUUGAUGAUACAUUAUGGAGACAGGACAGUGAGACUAGGGCCUCCAUCUUUAUUACACCAGGUCCUACUGAUACUGCGUGUACUGCUGAUACCGUGUGUGUUCAUAGGUGAGUAUCCUGGACUAAUACAGUGAUUU